Messenger RNA from Uncinocarpus reesii 1704, 906 nucleotides. RefSeq lists its product as uncharacterized. Bases 1 to 906 code for a protein of 301 amino acids. The transcript is spliced from 2 exons. The record is from RefSeq and is a predicted model, not a curated record. Gene Ontology annotation, molecular function: oxidoreductase activity. Lineage: Eukaryota; Fungi; Ascomycota; Eurotiomycetes; Onygenales; Onygenaceae.
AUGAGCACCAUCACCAAAGUCGCUCUCGCGGGUGCCAGUGGCAAUCUCGGCCCAGCAAUCCUCGAACAGCUGCUCAAUGCCGGGUUCCAGGUUACAGUCCUCACCCGCGAGGGUAGCACUCACACUUUCCCUUCAUCCGUGAAGGUAGCGCCAGUCGACUACAACUCCGUGGCCUCAUUAACAGAAGCACUAAGGGGCCAGGAUGCCGUCAUCUCAACCCUUGCCAGCGCCGCGAUCCACGUCCAGCUUGGUCUGGUCGAAGCCGCCGGCAAAGCUGGGGUCAAGCGCUUCCUUCCUUCAGAAUUUGGCUCUAAUACGGUGAACGACAAGUGUUCCAAACUCCCAUGCUUUAAAUACAAGGUUGUCGUCCAGGACGCGCUCAAGAAAGAAGUUGAGACGAGUGGAAUGAGCUACACGCUUCUCUGCAACGGCCCUUUCUUCGACUGGGGCAUGAUGGUCGGCUUCGUGAUGAAUGUCAAGGGCAAGAGCAUUGAUCUGUACGAUGGUGGCAAUCGUAUGUUCAGCACGACAACCCUGGCAACGAUCGGAAAGGCUGUGGUCGGUAUCCUUCGACACCCAGAGGAGACUAAGAACCGCGCCGUGUAUGUGCAGGACACAGCGACGACGUUGAGGCAGCUUCUGGAAAAGGGUAAGAAGGCGGCUGGACCGGACGGAUGGACCGAGAAUAUCGUCUCUCUCGACGAGGUGGUGGCUGCAGGCUGGGAAGAGCUGAAGAAGGAGGUUCCAAACCCGGCCAGCUUCGCCCUGAACUUUGUCAAGGCAUCGAUCUGGGGCGAAGGAUACGGCUGUCACUUUGAGAAGCUUGACAAUGAGUUAUUGGGCAUCAAGGAAAUGAGCGAGGAGGAGGUUCAGGGCGUGGUAAACAGAUAUGUCAGCUCAAACUAA